AUGAGCACUCUGGAGGACGUCCCGUUUCAGACUCUGCUGGGCCCGCUGCAGGAGGAGGUGACGGCUCCAGACAUCGCUCUGCCAGACUGCCCUCGGAUACUGCGAGACACUGAGUAUAAAUUCAACCUGGAGAAAUGGAUCUUAAGCGGGCAGCAGCCAGUCUCUGAGACCCCCUCCUGCCCCCCCUACUGGCUGAUGUUCAGCAGCCCUCAGGAAAGCCACAGGGCCAAUCGCAGGAGCCGUGAGAUGUGGGCCCCUCGACCCCGCAGCCACAGCCUGAACUCUGCAGACCCCCGCGGGCACCAGCGCACCGUCAGGUUCCUCAUCUCUGACUCUGAGGAGGAAGAUGGGUACCACGAGGAUAAUGAAGCCUCCUCCGCUGAAGACCCCCCCCAUUUCUCCAUAAUGAACAGAGAGCGGCCCCGGAGCGCUGCACCCAAAGUGCCCCUCUCGAGAGUCAAAGACACACAGCCUGGUCCUUCCUCUUCACAGAAGAGCAGCAAGAAGAGGCAGCGCUCACUGGGCAGAAAACACUCCCAGACCACCCCUGCUCCAAUCACCCCCAGGCAGCCAAGACCCUCCUCUGCUGGGCCCCUUGUCAAAAACUGCAGACAGGCCCAGAGGACCGGAGGCUCUCGGGGGGUUUUCUUUGACUCCGCAGCAGAGCUGUUGUCAGCGCUGAGUCAGGAGGAGAGGGAGCUCCUGGGAAUCAUCACGGAGAGGGGCUUCCCGUUACACACCGCCAUCCUGGCUCUGCAAAGGACAGGCUACCACAGCCCAGAGAAGCUCCUAAAAUACCUAGUGGCCAGUGAGCGCCUGUGUGCUCUGGGUUACGAUGAGGCUCAGGUGGAGGAGGCCUUGGAGAUGUUUCAGAACUGUGAGAGCAAGGCUGCGGCGUUCCUGCACCUUCUGACUCAGUUUAAUGAGAUGGGCUUCCAGCAAAGUGCAAUCAAAGAAGUGCUGCUUGUUCAUGAAAAUCACAGAGAGAGGGCUCUGGAGGAACUCAUGACACGCAUGACUUAAACAAAACAUUCCCCCCCCCUAUUUCCAGUUUGCAUGUAUUAUUAAUUAUUGAGAAAUGUACUAUAAUAUUUAUUGAUGUAGUCCCAAAGCAUAAUACAUAACAGAUCCUUCAACAGACUCAUUCUGACAACCUGUGCAAUUCAACCACACCGGUAUGUAUGAAAACAUGAAUGUACAUUAAAAAGAUCAUAAGUGGUAUCCGAAAGGUUUAUUUACAGGUUGAUUAAAAAAUUAACACUGAAGAUUUAGCCGUCAUCCCAGCUGGAGAAAUAAAGUCAGGGUGCAAUAGCUAGCUGCAACGUACUAACACAAAGUAGUGCCCUAGAUAUGGUUAACAGCAUUUCUU
Messenger RNA from Gymnodraco acuticeps, 1369 nucleotides. Its product is annotated as ubiquitin-associated protein 1-like. The coding region runs from base 1 to 1023 and encodes 340 amino acids. The record is from RefSeq and is a predicted model, not a curated record. NCBI's taxonomy places the organism in Eukaryota, Metazoa, Chordata, Actinopteri, Perciformes, Bathydraconidae. Gene Ontology annotation, molecular function: ubiquitin binding. The transcript is spliced from 5 exons. Gene Ontology annotation, cellular component: ESCRT I complex. Gene Ontology annotation, biological process: ubiquitin-dependent protein catabolic process via the multivesicular body sorting pathway.